Messenger RNA from Nasonia vitripennis (jewel wasp), 1029 nucleotides. RefSeq names its product histone H1-like. Gene Ontology annotation, molecular function: nucleosomal DNA binding; double-stranded DNA binding; structural constituent of chromatin. Gene Ontology annotation, cellular component: nucleosome; nucleus. NCBI's taxonomy places the organism in Eukaryota, Metazoa, Arthropoda, Insecta, Hymenoptera, Pteromalidae. The transcript has a single exon. The record is from RefSeq and is a predicted model, not a curated record. Gene Ontology annotation, biological process: nucleosome assembly; chromosome condensation; negative regulation of DNA recombination. Bases 74 to 682 code for a protein of 202 amino acids.
ACUCUACUCGCGCUCAGCAUCAUUCUGAGUAGUAGCUUCAUAGCAGCAACGCAGAGUACCUACCGCAUCCAACAUGACUGGAACAGCAGUUGAAACCGCAGCGGCUUCGCCGAAAAAAGCAGUAGUCUCGAAGAAGACGGCGAGUAAGAAGCCAGCUACCAAGGCAGCCCAUCCAUCAACAGCUGUCAUGGUCAACGCAGCUCUUGCUGCUUUGAAGGACAAGAAGGGCUCGGCACUGGUGGCUAUCAAGAAGUACAUCGCUUCUAACUACAUCGUCGACGUCACCAAGCAGGCGCACUUUAUCAGAAAGUAUCUGAAGAACGCAGUUGAGAAGAAAACCAUCAUUCAGACCAAGGGCACUGGAGCUCUUGGCAGGUUCAAGCUUGCUGUCGAGGCCGUAAAGAAGCCUAUAAAAAAACCCGCAGCAGCCAAAAAGCCGAAAGCGACUGACGAGAAGAAAGCCGCAGCGAAGAAGCCCGCAGCUGCGAAGAAACCUGCAGCAAAGAAAUCUGAAGCCGCGAAGAAGACCACGGCCACCAAGAAGGCUGCCCCUGCCAAAGCCAAGGCUCCCAAAUCACCAUCGAAGGCGAAGAAAGCUGGAAAAUCUCCCGUUGCUGCUAAGCCUAAGACACCCAAGCCUAAGAAGACUGUCGCUGCUAAGACAAAGCCAGCUAAACAAUAAAUAAAUGCCUUGUAAACAGUCCUUUUGAGGACUAACAAUCAAACAAUCGGCCCUUUUCAGGGCCACUAUAAAUUUAAACGUUGGACAUUAUAUUAGCUAAAUUUCCUAACCUUCAACGGUUUUCCAUCUAACCUUUUCCCGCCAUGUACUUCGCGCGCUUUUCCCAAGCGUCUAUUCAUAUAUGAUCUUUAACGUUAUAGAACUCGAGAAUAAAAUCAAUACUUACAUUUGCGGUGAUGCGGUCUCGACUGAACCUAAUACUACUUGCUAUACGUAAUUGCUUUCAUUUUUAUUAAUUGUUAAAAAAUUUAUAGUACACCCACAUAAAUAAAACUUGUGACACUUAA